AUGGUCGGAAUUGGCCCCAAACGCCCCCCAUCCCGCAAGGGAUCGAUGCAUGAGCUCCCCCAGAACUUGUUGGAGCAGAUUAAGCAAUUCGAGGACGUUUUUACCGUGGACAGUGCCAAACUUAAGCAGAUUGCAGACCAUUUCGUGAAAGAGCUCGAAAAGGGUCUAAGCGUCGAGGGGGGGAAUAUUCCCAUGAAUGUGACCUGGGUCAUGGGAUUCCCUGAUGGCGACGAGCAGGGAACCUUCCUUGCUUUGGACAUGGGCGGCACCAACCUGCGUGUUUGUGAGAUCACCUUGACAGAAGAGAAGGGCGCUUUCGACAUAACCCAGUCCAAGUACCGUAUGCCGGAGGAGUUGAAGACGGGCACCGCGGAGGAACUGUGGGAAUACAUUGCGGACUGUUUGCAGCAGUUCAUUGAAGCCCACCACGAGAAUGAGGCACUGUCUAAACUACCACUGGGCUUCACCUUCUCCUAUCCUGCCACACAGGAUUACAUUGAUCAUGGUGUUCUCCAGCGUUGGACCAAGGGAUUCGACAUUGACGGAGUAGAGGGCCAUGAUGUUGUGCCCCCAUUGGAGGCAAUCCUCAAGAAAAGAGGCCUUCCUAUUAAGGUUGCUGCUUUGAUUAAUGACACUACUGGCACCCUGAUCGCUUCUUCUUACACCGACUCAGACAUGAAGAUUGGCUGUAUUUUCGGCACUGGUGUCAACGCCGCCUAUAUGGAAAACUGCGGCUCGGUUCCCAAGCUUGCACACAAGAAUCUGCCCCCAGACAUGCCUGUAGCCAUCAACUGCGAGUACGGUGCCUUUGACAAUGAGCACGUUGUUCUGCCCCUCACCAAGUACGACAUCAUCAUCGACCGCGACUCUCCUCGCCCAGGACAGCAAGCUUUCGAGAAGAUGACCGCAGGUCUUUAUCUGGGAGAGAUAUUCCGUCUGGCUCUCCUGGAUCUGUUGGAGACGAGGCCUGGUCUGAUUUUCCAGGGUCAAGACACCUCCCAGCUCCGGAAACCUUAUCUGCUGGACGCGUCCUUCCUCGCAGCCAUUGAGGAGGAUCCGUACGAGAACUUGCAGGAAACCGAGGAGCUUAUGGAGCGCAAGUUGAACAUCAAGGCCACCCAGCAGGAGCUGGAAAUGAUCCGUCGCUUGGCGGAGUUGAUCGGCACUCGUGCAGCUCGCCUGUCGGCGUGUGGUGUGGCCGCCAUCUGCAAGAAGAAGAAUAUUGAGUCUUGCCAUGUGGGCGCAGAUGGCUCUGUCUUUACGAAAUAUCCCCACUUCAAGGCCCGUGGAGCUCAGGCUCUGCGCGAGAUCUUGGACUGGGCACCUAACGAGAAGGACAAGGUGGUCAUCAUGGCUGCUGAAGACGGCUCUGGUGUUGGAGCGGCUCUUAUUGCUGCAUUGACAUUGAAGCGGGUCAAGGCAGGCAUCAGCUGUGGCAUCCGGGAUAUGGCUGAUAUGCAGAGUCUGAUCUAA
Messenger RNA from Aspergillus pseudonomiae, 1473 nucleotides. Its product is annotated as putative hexokinase Kxk. The record is from RefSeq and is a predicted model, not a curated record. The transcript is spliced from 5 exons. Gene Ontology annotation, cellular component: cytosol; mitochondrion. Bases 1 to 1473 code for a protein of 490 amino acids. Gene Ontology annotation, molecular function: fructokinase activity; glucokinase activity; ATP binding. Gene Ontology annotation, biological process: glucose 6-phosphate metabolic process; glycolytic process; intracellular glucose homeostasis. NCBI's taxonomy places the organism in Eukaryota, Fungi, Ascomycota, Eurotiomycetes, Eurotiales, Aspergillaceae.